AGCAAAAAUAUGCCGCAGAUCCUGUACAUGUGAACGUACCCUAAACCUGCACAGAGAAUAGACCAUAAAUGCCUAAAAUUGUGGGCCAUAUAUUAGUCGGGAAUGUGUUUCUGGAGGCCAUUUAGAAGGAAUGGAUGGCUUUAGCGUUCACGCUCAUUAAAACAUAUCAAAGGGUUUCUUUCGAGUUCAACCCGUGACGGUCACAAGAUUCAAACUGAAAAGAUUAAGAGAGGAGAGAAGUAUCUAUGCCCAGAAACAAAGAGCUAGACUAUUGACUGGGAGCAGUUUAGCAAAAGUUGGUUCUGUGAGCCCUGGAGAAUGCCUCGUCCUGAUUCAUCUCGCGCACUGGGGGCUUACAAUGCCAGCAGGGGCCGGCAACACAUGGGGCUCAGUGCAGAAGAGACUGCUGGUAUUGCAAUUCUUGCCAUUAUAGCUUCCCUUGUCCUGAUUAUUGGAUGUUGGUAUUUCAAGAAACGAAAUGGCUACAAAAUACUUGGGACCCACCCCUUCAGCCCAUCGGCAAUAAGAUCCAUUAUGGGUACAUCGCAAGAGACUAAAGAAUGUAAAGUGCCUUUACAGGAUUACAACACUGUGGUACCUGGAGCACCCCCUGCAUAUGAGAAGAUUGCUGGAGAGAGUAAGCCACCACCUUACACCCCCUGAGUUGAGCACAAGCACAUAUUUUGAUGGAUCCAUAUCAAAUAAUUAGAAUGCAAUAAAAAUGAAUAUAA
Molecule: messenger RNA, 731 nt
Organism: Hyla sarda
Lineage: Eukaryota; Metazoa; Chordata; Amphibia; Anura; Hylidae
Gene: MLANA
Product: melan-A
Exons: 5
Coding region: 319-663 (114 amino acids)
Cellular component (GO): melanosome
Source: RefSeq, a predicted model, not a curated record